Messenger RNA from Stegastes partitus (bicolor damselfish), 4538 nucleotides. Its product is annotated as serine/threonine-protein kinase OSR1-like. Gene Ontology annotation, cellular component: cytoplasm; cytosol. Gene Ontology annotation, molecular function: ATP binding; protein serine/threonine kinase activity. Gene Ontology annotation, biological process: peptidyl-threonine phosphorylation; negative regulation of potassium ion transmembrane transporter activity; intracellular signal transduction. The annotation marks the transcript as partial. The record is from RefSeq and is a predicted model, not a curated record. The transcript has 17 exons. NCBI's taxonomy places the organism in Eukaryota, Metazoa, Chordata, Actinopteri, Pomacentridae.
GUUGUUUUCCUGUCUGUUUUAGGGAGUGGGGCCACAGCAGUGGUUCAAGCAGCCUACUGUAUACCUCGCAAGGAGAAGGUGGCCAUCAAACGCAUCAACCUUGAGAAGUGCCAGACCAGUAUGGACGAACUCUUGAAAGAGAUUCAGGCCAUGAGCCAGUGCCACCACCCCAACAUCGUGUCUUACUACACCUCCUUUGUGGUAAAGGAUGAGCUGUGGCUGGUUAUGAAGCUGCUCAGUGGUGGCUCAGUGCUGGAUGUGAUCAAGCAUAUCAUCUCGCGAGGCGAGCACAAGACGGGCGUCCUGGACGAGGCCAGCAUAGCCACCGUGUUGAAAGACGUGCUCGAGGGCCUGGAGUACCUACACAAGAAUGGACAGAUCCACAGAGAUCUUAAGGCUGGAAACAUUCUCCUCGGGGAUGAUGGUUCAGUGCAAAUUGCAGACUUCGGCGUCAGUGCCUUUCUAGCCACAGGAGGAGAUAUUACUCGAAAUAAAGUGCGCAAGACGUUUGUGGGAACACCGUGCUGGAUGGCCCCGGAGGUCAUGGAGCAGGUGAGGGGUUAUGAUUUCAAAGCCGAUAUUUGGAGUUUUGGAAUCACAGCCAUUGAGCUUGCCACAGGAGCUGCACCUUAUCACAAAUACCCACCAAUGAAGGUCUUGAUGCUGACGCUGCAGAAUGACCCACCAAGUCUGGAGACUGGCAUCACGGACAAGGAGAUGGUAAAGAAAUACGGCAAAUCCUUCAGGAAGAUGGUCUCACUGUGUCUACAGAAGGACCCAGAGAAAAGGCCAACAUCCUCGGAGCUGUUGAAGCAUAAAUUCUUUCAGAAAGCAAAGAAUCACGAGUAUUUACACGAGAAGUUACUUCAGAGGGCGCCUACAAUAACAGAGAGGUCGAAAAAGGUACGUCGAGUGCCAGGCUCCAGCGGCCGGCUGCAUAAAACAGAGGAUGGUGAGUGGGAAUGGAGUGACGAUGAGCUGGAUGAAGAAAGUGAAGAAGGCAAAGCAGCUGUUGCAGCCUUAAGGUCACCCAGAGUGAAGGAGGGAUCACAGAAUUCAGAGGUUUUCCAGACUCCUGAGCCUUUAAGUAGUCAACUCCAGCCGAUGGCCGCCGGUCAGGCUGAACUACCUCAGGCUGCAGGCCAAGUUCCACUGCAGCCCACACCAGUCAACACUCAAUCCACUGCCCAGGCUGCGUCUCCCACACCAGGCGUACCUGCUGCUGCUGUUCCCACUCAGACUCCAGCUGCCUCAGGCGAUGUUAAGGCUCCCAUUAGUUUGGUAUUAAGGUUAAGAAAUUCAAAGAAGGAGCUAAAUGACAUCCGCUUUGAAUUUAUGCCAGGGAGAGACACAGCAGAUGGUGUGUCCCAGGAGCUGGUGUCAGCAGGCCUGGUGGACGGGAGGGACUUAGUAAUAGUUGCUGCAAAUUUGCAGAAAAUAGUUGAUGAGCCUCAAGCCAAUAAAAAUGUCACUUUCAAACUGGCUUCCGGAAUUGAGGGAUCUGAAAUACCAGAUGACAUCAAGUUGAUGGGCUUUGCUCAGCUCAGCAUUAGUUAAACUGUUGUUCUACCUGGGACCGUGACUUGCCUAAAAAAUGUGAAAAUUGAAAAAAAAAACUACAAAAAAAAAAAAUAGUUUAAUGCAUUUUUUUCUUUCCAUGGCUGUAAAGAAACCACUACUGCCAAAGAAAACAGUACCAUUGUGUCACCCAUAGGAUUAUAAAAUGCCGCCUCGAUGAAUUAGGCGGUCCGCUGAAGUAUCAGAGCGUACAGUAUGAGAAUCACUCGAAAAACAAAACAAAAAAAGUUUACAGUGUAUAUGUAAGAAGGAUGCAAGUAUCAACAACAAGCUGUUUUCAUUUCUGGUCUCCAUCGUUCUGUUAUUUUUCUCUCUAAUAUGUGAUGCAUUUGCACAAUCUGAACUAACGCCCUUGAAUCCUGAUAAGUGUAACAAUGCCUUAUAUUCAUCAGAACUACUGAAUGCACGUUUUGGGGGGGACGUCCCCCAGUUACCGUUAUGGAGCGUUAUGUUGUCUGAAAUGCACAAAGGUGGUUUCAGGUGCUCAUGCUUUUUACUAUAUUUGAAUGAGCUGCAGCCAACCAGGCCAACUGUAAUCUUAGCCGUACUAAAUGUAACGCCAAAUUACUUUUUCAGAAGGCUGUGAACACUUUAAUGGUCUCGCUAAAUUCUGUAUUUUUGUUGUCAUCAACAAAACCCAUAAAAAGAAUCAACAACGCGUAUCUCUAAAUACUGAAUGUCCUUACAGUGACUCUUACCUCUGAGCACGUUUGCUUCUUUAAGAUGGGUAAAAAAAUGUAAGAUGUCAUUUAUUAACACAAGUGAAAUUUUUUCCUAAAAUGAUUCAAACACAAGUUAAUGGUACACCUCCUGGGGAUUAUUUUCAGAAGUGGAUUAACCCAGUUCAGCUCCAGCAAAGUUUAUGGUUGACUCAAAUUAAACUGUAGCGACAAUUUUCAUCAUAAUGAAGACUAAAGGUCACCUUUAAUAAACGUUGACUAACAUAUAAACUGCAUCCCAGUAACAGGCUCAUAAACAACUAUAUAUAUCAGACUUAUUGUUAUUCAUUAACUGGGUGCUUCAUGGGAUUUGUUGACAAUAAUAUAAAAUACAAGAUAUUCUCAAACUUAUCCUCCUAAGUUAAAUCUCAACUUAUUUACUCAAUGAAAAGAAAAGUUUAGGAAAUUUGAAUUUUGACGAGAAUGAAACCAAAACGAUCACAGAAAAUCAAAUUCCUCUAAAAGCUGUCCUUCUGUAUGCGAUCAAUAACCUUAAAGUAAAAAGUUGUGCAGCAGCUGAAACCACGUGUUGUACGAGCAGAUGUGUCUGUCUGUCGGUAUUAGUUUGUGUCUGUUUGGAAUCGGUUUCACAAAUCCUUAAGAAAAAAAAAAAGAAAAAAGAAGACGACUUAAGUGCAUAUUUGUUUAUGUGGAUGAAAAAUAAGUACUUGAUUUAACCUCUAGUAUGUACAUAAUGACAUUUGGCUUUGAUUUGUUUUUAUACUGGGUGUUUCACUCUUGGCCUUUUUUUCUGUCUCAUGACACGAUUGUGGGUCGUAUCUCCGCGUGAAGGAAGACGACAGCAGCAGCGCUGCAAAUGGGGUUUUGGAUGCCCCUCUGUGUUUGCAGGACGUGCUGUCGUUAACUGUGUGUCGCGUAUGAUGCUCAUUUUACCUUUUACUCAUCAGAUAUCUUCAGCUUUUUACGUUUUGCCUUUGAAAAGUUUAAAUCUAUUUUACCGUGGAGGCACAGAUGCACCGCUCGAUGCCUGGCCACCUUAAAUUUCCCCAAACAGCAAAAUUGCCUCCAGCUCUUAAUAAAGUGGAGGCUGUUUACAGUAGCUAGUUCUUUUAACCCUCAUCUUAACUCAUACAGCUGCUUUGCCAUCGUUCUUUUUUUUUUUUUCUUUUAAAAUGGAAGAUUUUUUCCCCCCUUCAGCUUUGAAAAGCUCAGCCGUGAUUGUAAACAUUUUGAACUUUGGAUUCAGAUGAUGGUUAAAAAAAAAAAGAAAAAAAAAAGGCUGUAAUCAGCACAGAUGUUACAUCCUUUCAGCCGCACUCUGGAUGUUUUUUUUGUGCGUCAAUGUGCAUUAAUAACGUGGUUUUUGAUGAUGAAUGUGCACCUCGCAGUUCCUGGCGGGAGGUUCAUUUGCCACUCUGCUCUAAUGUGUAGAUCUGAAAUGCCAGCAAGGUUUUACUGUUUAAUUUGGUGAUGUAAUAAUGUCAUAACCCUCCAGAUGCCAUAUUGAAUGAAAUUGAAUGCAUUUUUUGCUUGCAGAUAAAAUGUUAAGAUUAAAUAUUUGUAUUUUGACUAUAAACAUGUUAAAUUUUACGCUAGCCUUAAAUUGAAAAUGACCAAGUGUAUUUUUUUUCUCUUUCUCUCUCUCUCUCUUUUUUUCUUUUCUUUCUUUUUUUUUGACGUUAAGGUUUCGAUUUGGACUUUUAAGUGUCUUUAAAAUGUAGUUCUGGUUACACGUGAAGAUACCUGGAAUAAAGAUACACGAGUGUGUCGACCUCAUCUGCGACAAAGUCAGCAGCCCAGUGUUACUCUUACAUUUUGACACUGCAGUAUUUGGUGCCAUUUUCCUGGUGUAGUCUGCAGCUGACUGCAAACCGGGACAAGGAUCGGUGUGUGUGUGUGUGAGCCCCGAGAGAAGUGUGUGUCUGUUUGUGUGUGUGUGUGCAGAUUGAGUCCUUCUUUAAUGGAGUUACAGAUCUAAUGCUUUUGUUCUCCCUCCCCUCUCUCCUUUCCAACAGUCUCUUUUGUCCUGCUCUAACAAAACUGUAGCAACUGAACAGAUGACCGGCAAACAAAACAAACAAAAAAACACACUUUUUGUCCAGGCAAUAACUAACCAAGGCUGUAAUAUAUUUGAAUUUUCCACCUGUUUUCAGUUUUGUUUUUUUUCAUUCUUUCAUUUACUCUUUUUUUUUUUUCUUUCCUUGAUUGUUUUGGAGUUCGAAGCAUGUUUCUCUGGAUUAUUUUUAAUCAAUAAAGAAUGAGCAUAUCAGUCUCCUCUUA